CCAUCACCCUGACUGUCAGGAACUGAAUGGUAAAAGCCCUCUGCACCUGUGUGAGUCAUGUGAUUCAUGCUGUCACCUGGAUGAGACUGACAGUAUGCACUUUGACAGACACCCCCGAUUUGACUUGCAGCCACAAGGUUCCAUCCUGGCACGUAAUGUGUCGACGCGCUCCUGUCCCCCUCGCACCAGCCCACCCUCAGACCUGGAGGAAGACGAGGAAGGAACCAAUGAACGAGGGGAACGUAAGACAGGAGGAAUUAAGCUGAAAGGAAGGGAAGGAAAGAAACCCAGGCGACGCCACACUGAUGAUCCAAGGAAGGAGUGCUUCAGCCUGAAGUUUGACUUAAACAUAGACAUUGACACAGAGAUUGUGCCGGCUGUGAAAAAGAAGACAUUACAAGAGGUGCUCGGGCCAAUUUUUGAGCGCAAGGGUAUUGAAUUAUCCCGAGUGGAUUUAUUCCUGGACCAGUCGAACACUCCACUCUCACUCCACUUUGAGGCAUAUCGUUUUGGAGGACAUGACCUGAAAGUGAAAGCUCGACCAGGUGAUGAGUUGAAGGUGGAACAGGGAAUCAAGGAUUUGCGCUCUCUCAGUCUACCAAACAUGAAGCCAUCAGUAGGGGGCAGUCUGUACAUUCUCACACCCGGCAGUGAGAGGGCCGAGCACGGGUCCCUGCCACGGCGAGAGAGCAUCGACAUACUGGGUCAGGCCCGUCGGAGGAAGAACAUGACUGAGUUUCUGGGCGAUGUCAACAUCCCAUCCCCGGAUACUCUGUCCAUGAUUGGUGGGUCUUUACCAAGCGUAGCUCCUGGAGGUUCUCUGACUGGCGGGGCCGCUGGACCGAAGAACCGUGCCACCAAUCGUUUCAGCGUCUUUUUUGGUGCUGCAUCAUCUGGAAAGGAAGUGGACCGCGUGGAGCUGCUUCAUACUAAGUUACAGGCUUACGCGCAGUUUGGUCUUCCCAAGGUUCCUUCUCAGCUUGCCUUCCACCAGGAUUCCUGGGAGGAAGAAGAGGAGGAGCCGAACCUGACCCUCGAGGACAGCUGGAGGGAGCUCCUGGAGAACCCAGAGAGUUUAAGCAGGCGUCAGUUUCAACAGCAAGAGGCAAUAUGGGAACUUAUCCAAACAGAGGCUACAUACAUCAAUAAACUCAGGGUCAUCACUGAUCUUUUCCUGUGUGGUCUGCUGAAUCUACAGGACAACAGUCUCCUGAGUGAGGUUGAGCCCAUCCGGCUCUUCAGCAACAUCCAGGACCUUGUAUGUCUGCACACUAGGCUGUGGAUCCAGGUCAUGUUUCCGGCGUUGGAGAAAGCUCGAAGCACACAGAGUCUGAUCGAACCCACCGACCUGCAACAGGGUUUCAGUACGUUUGCAUCGAGGUUCCAGCCAUACAUCCGGUACUGUAUGGAGGAGGAGAGCAUUUUGGAAUACAUGCGCUCGCUGCUGAGAGACAACGAACUCUUCAAGAUCUACAUCACGUGGGGAGAAACAAACAAAAAGUGUAAUCGUCUGAAGCUGGCGGACAUGCUAGCCAAACCACACCAGAGACUCACCAAAUACCCUCUGCUCUUGAAGACCAUUCUCAAGAAAACUGACGACCCAACCUCCAAAGAUGCACUCAGCAGCAUGGUGUCGUGUGUGGAAAGCUUCAUCAACAGUGUGGACUCUCAGAUGCGCCAGCGACAGGAGCAGCAGAAACUAGCGGCUAUUUCUGCUCGAGUGGAGUCAUACGAGGCUGUAGAGGGAGCCAGCGAAGAGGUGGAGAGGGCUCUGAAAGAGUUCAGCUGUAUUGACUUGAUGGCGCCCAUGAUUGACACCUCACCAGAAGAGACCAGGCAACUGCACCUGGAGGGGGCGCUCCGCAUGAAAGAGGGCAAAGACAGCAGGAUGGAUGUUUACUGUUUCCUGUUCACUGAUCUGCUGCUGAUCACUAAACCAGUGAAGCGUUUGGAGAAGGUGAAGGUGGUCAGACAGCCCCUCCUCCUCCAUAAUGUUGUGUGCAAAGAGCUUAAAGACACGGGCUCAUUUGUUCUCAUCUACCUCAAUGAGUUCAAGAGUGCUGUGGCCGCCUUUUCAUUCCAGGCCAACAGCGCCACCCAGGGGAAAAGUUGGACUGAUGCAAUCUGCAAUGUGCAGAAUCAACUGCAGCGGCUGCGCUCAGAGGAAGCACGUCGACAGAAGGUCUGUCUGAAGCAGAGGUUAGAGGAAAAGGAAGAUCAGGAGGAAGAUGAGGAGAGCUGUAAAUCUACUGCCAGCUCACCACACCAUAAACACAAAGAUCUGAGUAAUAGCCAAUCAGAUGGGUCCACAGAGACCCUGUCGGUGAUGGACAUGGACGAAUCUGGAUCGUCUCUAGAUCCCUCCAUUUUGAAGGCUGACCCAUGUGGGCCUUCAGACCCUGAUGCUGCUGUCCUCCCUCCCUGUUCAACCAGAUCCCCCACACCCCAUUCUACCAUCCCGCAUGAGGGUGCCAACUUUGAAACCCCUCCAGACAGUGAAGAGUGCUCGGACCUGGACCCACAAUACUGUUCCAUGUCCAUGGACAGCGCCUAUGGGACCCUCUCGCCAGAGUCCAUGGUGGAAACGCAAAGCCGAACAGUCGCAAUGGAAGAUGAAUCCAAGGAGGACAAGUUUGGGACAACAGAAGACGAGGAGCUGAAAUAUGAUGAUGCGGAAGAUAAGAGCUCAUGUGGUUCACAGAACUCAGUGGCGCACGUGUUGAAACCCAGGCGUCGCCCGCACGUCCAGUGCCGUCUGUCAUUUUUGGAGAGACUCGCCUCCAAGUCCCGCUCAGAGGACAACCUACUUUCCAUCGAAUACCGCGGUAACCACAGCAUUGCCAGGGCAGCCACAGAGUGCACAGGAAGUCGCCACUUAUGGGAGCAGAGGGUGAAAUUUUUAGACAGUGCUCCACUCAGCAGGAGCUUGUUGGAACUCAACUCUGCGGAAUCGGACGAUUCUUUACCAAUAGAUGCAGAGACGGACGAAAGCUACAGACUCACGUGCAGUAUGCCAUCAGGCAUGAUUUUGGACACAUUGAGACAAGCCAGAAUAGCACAUGAGCCUGGUAGUAACCAGAUUCCCUGCUAUGCAUUAGAUGGCGAGCUAUCGCCCCCUAGUGGCAUGGAAAAAAUGGGCAGCAGUAAUAGACCCCAGCAGCACAAAAAGCUCACACAGGCACAGCUCUACCGGAUACGCACCACACUGGUGCUCAACUCAACGCUUACAGCCUCGUAA
This is a messenger RNA of Xyrauchen texanus (razorback sucker), 3238 nucleotides long. It is a transcript of the gene plekhg5b, whose product is annotated as pleckstrin homology domain containing, family G (with RhoGef domain) member 5b. The record is from RefSeq and is a predicted model, not a curated record. Gene Ontology annotation, molecular function: guanyl-nucleotide exchange factor activity. Gene Ontology annotation, cellular component: axon; endocytic vesicle; plasma membrane. Lineage: Eukaryota; Metazoa; Chordata; Actinopteri; Cypriniformes; Catostomidae. Gene Ontology annotation, biological process: endothelial cell migration; Rho protein signal transduction.